This is a messenger RNA of Myodes glareolus (Bank vole), 597 nucleotides long. The record is from RefSeq and is a predicted model, not a curated record. NCBI's taxonomy places the organism in Eukaryota, Metazoa, Chordata, Mammalia, Rodentia, Cricetidae.
UGAAUCCUCUGGGUACUACGUAACUCCUGCCAGACAAAACCGGUACAGCAUUUCCUAGCUAGCUUUCCGACGCUUCGUAAAACUGAGGUAACGCAGGCUCCGCAGCGAGUACAAAGCUGAUGCUGAGGGCGCAGUUGGCCCGGUGCAUGGUCUCCAUGGCCACGCGCGCGUGUGUGUCGCGGGACAGCACGGGAUCGGCGGCUGGCGGGCCAGUGGAGGCCGCCAUCCGCGCCAAGUUGGAGCAAGCCCUGAGCCCCGAGGUGCUGGAGCUGCGCAACGAGAGCGGCGGUCACGCCGUCCCGGCAGGCAGCGAGACGCAUUUCCGUGUGGCGGUGGUGAGCUCUCGGUUCGAGGGGCUGAACCCCCUGCAACGGCACCGGUUGGUUCACGCGGCGUUGUCGGAGGAGCUGGCUGGGCCGGUACACGCCCUGGCCAUCCAGGCGAAGACCCCCGCCCAGUGGAGGGAGAACCCACAGUUGGACACUAGCCCCCCCUGCCUAGGUGGAAGCAAGAAAACUCGAGGGACCUCCUAAUACCAGAUUGGGAGAACAACCAUCCGAAUGGGCCGAAUGAAAAUAAACCACUAAAUCACUACUA